Talaromyces amestolkiae is the source of this 1674-nucleotide messenger RNA. RefSeq lists its product as uncharacterized. Gene Ontology annotation, molecular function: ATP binding; glutathione synthase activity; glutathione binding. The transcript has a single exon. Bases 1 to 1674 code for a protein of 557 amino acids. The record is from RefSeq and is a predicted model, not a curated record. Gene Ontology annotation, biological process: glutathione biosynthetic process. Gene Ontology annotation, cellular component: cytosol. NCBI's taxonomy places the organism in Eukaryota, Fungi, Ascomycota, Eurotiomycetes, Eurotiales, Trichocomaceae.
AUGCCAUCAAACUACCCACCCGAAAAUAUAUCCCCAGAUCAACUGAACUCAAUCUUAACCCAGAUAAAAGAUUACCAGACCAACCACGGCUCCUUACUCAAAGUCAUAGGCUCAGAAACGCCGCACAGCGUACACCUCCAGCCUGUCAGUGCAAGCGUGUUUCCGACGGUCUUUCCGCGGAGGUUAUUCAAUGAAGCUGUCGAUGAGUUGCAAUUGAUAUAUAAUGAACUGUAUUGCAAGCUUGCGGAGGAUGUUGAGUGGUUGCAUGCUGUUACAGGACCCUUGAGGAGGACGGAGCCUUUGGUUGAUGCGUUGUGGAGUGUUUACGAGGACGUUCAGAGGAGACGACAGGAUGAAGGAUCGCAGUAUAUUGAGCAGAGAGUUCAUGCCGGGGUGUUCAGGUCGGAUUAUAUGCUGCAUGUCGAAGGCGAUAGCGCCGAUAGUGACGACGACGACGAUGAUGACGAUGAAGAAGUAAACGAGAAUUGGACACAGAAUCUAUGCCUGAAACAGGUCGAAUUCAACUCCUAUUCCUGUGCUGGGGGAUGUCAUGCCGAUAAAGUCGCUGAUAUGCAUCGAUUCCUUGCUCGAUGGGGUCUUUAUGAUUUUGCACUCGAGAGCAAUGAGGGUCGAGAAGAGCAGGUGGUCAACACGAAAAUACCCCUCUCUACUCUACCCAAGAACAGCUCAAUAAACGGCAUUGCAUCGGUACUCGCUUCGGCGCACAAGAUCUACGGAUCAAAACCGCACAGUCCCAAAGCCACCCAUACAGCUGUUCUCAUGAUCGUCCAACCGAAUAACUUCAACAUCGCAGAUGAACGACCAAUCGAAUACGCACUAUGGAACUGGGUCGACGACGACGACCCAAUCGCAACAUACAGAAUCGAAUGGCAACUCGUCCUUGACCAUACCAAACUCACUCCAACGGGCGAACUACUAUUCUUCCCACCCGAGAGCGGAGAUAGUACGACAGCCAGCCCGGUCGAGAUAUCAGUUGUAUACCAUCGAGCCGGAUACGAGCCGCGCGAAUAUUCUGAAGUUGUCAACGGAAAGCAGAUUCGGACAAGACUCGAGUUGUCGCGUGCAAUCAAGUGUCCGUCUGUCCUGGGUCAUAUCACGACUAUAAAGAAAGUGCAACAAGUCCUAACUGUGCCGGGGACAUUGGGGCGAUGGCUUACGAAAGAAAAAGCAGAUAAAAUUCGUGGCACCUUUGUCGAGAUUCGUUCUCUUGAUGAUGUUAUGUCUUCUACGAAGAACCUAGAAGAGGAAGAGGAGUUGGCGGAGAAUUAUAUACUGAAACCAGCUUCUCUCGAAGGUGGAGGGCAUAACAUUUACGGCACUAAUAUUCCUGCUUUCUUGAAAACGCUUUCGCCAGACUCUAUUCCAGAUCAAUCGGCGUACAUACUCAUGCAAAAGAUACGUUCGCCGCUGAAUGUCUAUGGAAUGCUAAUGUCUUCUUCGAGGGGUGUCGUGGCUGAUGAAGUCGUUUCUGAGUUGGGCGUUUUUGGUGGUUGUGUUUGGGAAAGGAAGGAGUCAUCAUCUGACAGAGCGAGGUGCCAGGUGAUUGAGAAUAGGGUUGUAGGUUGGUCAUUUAAGACUAAGGAGGUGAAUGUGGAUGAGAUGAGUGUCGUUAAAGGUUAUGGUUGUUUUGAUACCCCAUUUUUGGUUGAUUAA